GGCAAGGCGGGGCACACACAGCGUACAGUUCUUGCCACCUGGAGUCUGUGGGACGGCAGUGAAGCGGCAAUGGAGGCACCCUGAAGCCACUUAGCAACUCAGCCCGGAGAGGGGAACGGUGCUCAUACCUUGGGAAUAUUGGGGGUCCUCUUUCCUGCACAGUCUGGAGGGAAAGCCGUCUCUUCCCCAUCCCCCCAAAGCUGCACACCUGGCUAGGCAGCUAGGAAUUCCAGCAGGAGCAGAGUGGGCACCCUCGUGGCUUCAUGAAUGUCUGAUCCAGGCAGCUGCACCCUGCAGAUUCAGAGAGCCGGCUCUGAGAACUUUGCUGCCACGGCUGAUUUUGGGGGGACCCUGCUGGAGCAGACGCUAGGCAGGGUACGGUCAGACAAAAUGCCCCCCUGCUCCCCUCAGCAAGGAUGGACUCGGGGUACUUUCCUCCCCUUGUACAGUCCUCUGGCAGCAGGGGAACCUGGCUCCCAGGGAGAGAUGGAACUCGCCUGGCAAGAAAUCCUGUCCAUCUCAGAGUUGCAGGGCCUUGAAAUUCCAAGUGAAAAUUGCUAUGAUACUGCUGCAUGUGGCCACGCACAACAGAUGAUACAGCCUCCUAUGUAUGGGCCAUGCACAGGGACAGGAGACAGUUCAAUUUCCAGCUACAGCCAUCCUAUUUCAGCGUAUGAGCGUCCAUACCCAGAAACCCUGCCAGCCCCUUGUACUCUCUACAGCUAUACCAGCAUGCUAAUCUCAUCCUCCCUUGAGCCUCCAGGACCUGGUACCCUAGGUGGAUAUAAAGGGGUAUCAGAAAUGGUGCUGGAUAGGGACUUGACCAGCAGCUAUGGAUGCCAGGAACCUUGCAAACCCCAGGAAGACCUAGAAUCAGACUCUGGAUUGUCACUUAACUACAGUGAUGCAGAGUCUCUGGAGGCAGAGGGGCUGGAGCGAGCAGAGUAUACAUCACUCUACCCUAUGGACCAGGUACCAGCGUACCCCAUGUUGGCCCCUGUGCAAGAGAUGUCAUUCAUUGACCCACACCCAGAACAUUCCUUUGAAAAGGGACGGAGUCCACGGGCAGAGCUGGCUGGUAGUCGGGAUGAACGUCGAGCUCUAGCCAUGAAAAUCCCUUUCCCUGUUGACAAGAUCAUUAACCUGCCGGUGGAUGACUUCAAUGAGCUGGUGUCACGCUUCCCACUGAGUGAACCUCAGCUGGCACUGGUCCGGGAUAUCCGUCGUCGUGGCAAGAACAAAGUAGCAGCUCAAAAUUGCCGUAAGCGCAAACUGGAAACCCUGGUGCACCUGGAGCGAGAGCUGGAUGAGCUGAGCCGUGAACGGCAACGCCUCUUAAGGGACCGUGGAGAGUUUAAUCGGACUCUGACACUCACCAAGCAGAAGCUGGGAGCGCUUUACCACCAGGUUUUUUGCAUGUUGCGUGAUGAAGCUGGGAACACCUACUCCCCAGAGGAGUAUGUGCUACAGCUCACUGUGGAUGGUAGUGUCUUCCUUGCACCACGCAACAAACAGCUGGACAAUUCCACUGACUGAAUACAACAGCCUGUGGUGAGAACUGAAUGGAGUCAGUUGACCCAACACAAGUGACCCAUCAUAGUUUUCCAAUAGUCACAUUUGAAGCUACCCAAGAGAGGUCAAAUUUGCAACUGCAAGCUCUAUGACACUUAAACAGGUACAUAAAUUUUAAAAGGGGUUUCUGGCCUAAUUCAACCUUCUCUCUUUAAUCUUAUUUGCUUAAUCCCUGCACACAAUCUUAGGUCUUUGCCAGUGAUGUGGGUUUUUGGAAAAUGGAAUUUCCACACUAUUCCUAUGUAUAAUAUAUAGUACAUAAUAUUUCACAUUUCAGUUAAAAGAAAUAGUGCUUAGCAGGCAAUUUUAGGAAGAGGAAAGGCUGGGGCUCUAAGCCCAAACUCAAAAUAAUUCAAGUAGGUAUUUCUCAUCUCACAACACAUUGUUAUCCGGGCAAAAAGGCAAAACAUUAUCUAAAGACUUUCAUAUAUCCCAAGCAGCAAGUUUAACCCUUUGCCAUCUACCAUCUGAAAUCUGUCUAAAUUCUUUUCAGCAUAAACUAGGGCCCUUUUUGAAAAGUAACCAGGAUUUCCUUACCUGGCUACAAAGCCUGCUUCAGAUUUUUGGUUUUUUUAAUGAGGCUACAUGAAAGGCUGAAAGGUAUCUGCACAAAGCAACUAUGAGAUGCAGAAUUCAAGAAUCUUUAUUAUGUUCAUCUAACAUGAUUGCAUAACUUACUGUAAAUCUCAGGAAGGGGAAAGGAGCUACUCAAGACGUAUCUACCAACCUACUGCUCUACAAAACAAUUAACUUCUGAGGUUAACAAGUUACCUCGAUGCCCUACUUUGAUGGGGAACCUGGCUGUGACUCAAAAAGUCCAGGCAUUUAUCCCACACCACCACCAAGUGAAUCUGGUACUACAUAAACAAAUCUGAAGGUGGGACCAGGUCACGUACCCAAUAUACAUUUCAGAUAGCUGUGAACUACCCAUGGUUUUAUGAUAGCCUAUGCUUUAUGUAGAUGAAUCUCUACUAUAAACAAUGUAAUAUCUAAAAUGCAUGCUCCUUAUCAAGAGUAUAUAAAUAUUUGUUAUUAAAUAAAACAGGACACCGGCAUCGUCCAAAAGAAA
Varanus komodoensis (Komodo dragon) is the source of this 2641-nucleotide messenger RNA. RefSeq names its product nuclear factor, erythroid 2 (gene NFE2). Bases 268 to 1536 code for a protein of 422 amino acids. Gene Ontology annotation, molecular function: RNA polymerase II cis-regulatory region sequence-specific DNA binding; DNA-binding transcription factor activity, RNA polymerase II-specific. The record is from RefSeq and is a predicted model, not a curated record. Gene Ontology annotation, cellular component: nucleus. The transcript is spliced from 4 exons. Lineage: Eukaryota; Metazoa; Chordata; Lepidosauria; Squamata; Varanidae. Gene Ontology annotation, biological process: regulation of transcription by RNA polymerase II.